Messenger RNA from Gymnodraco acuticeps, 921 nucleotides. Its product is annotated as olfactory receptor 490-like. Gene Ontology annotation, biological process: G protein-coupled receptor signaling pathway. Gene Ontology annotation, molecular function: G protein-coupled receptor activity; olfactory receptor activity. The record is from RefSeq and is a predicted model, not a curated record. Gene Ontology annotation, cellular component: membrane. The transcript has a single exon. The coding region runs from base 1 to 921 and encodes 306 amino acids. NCBI's taxonomy places the organism in Eukaryota, Metazoa, Chordata, Actinopteri, Perciformes, Bathydraconidae.
AUGGUGAACUCUACUCACAUUUCAUAUUUCACUCUUGCUGCAUACUUCGACACGGGGGUUUUUAAGUACUUGUUCUUCACGAUUGUCAUGUGUUUAUAUGUGUGUAUUAUAGGUGCCAACGUGUUGCUGAUUGUGGUUAUCUGUGUGAACAGGAGCUUACAUGAACCUAUGUACCUUUUUCUGUGCAGCCUGUUUGUAAAUGAACUGUAUGGUAGUACAGGGUUGUUUCCAUUCCUUCUGGUUCAGAUCCUCUCUGACAUCCACACUGUCUCUGCUCCGCUCUGCUUCCUGCAGGUUUUCUCUGUGCAUACAUACGGCAGUGUGGAACUGUUUACCUUAGGAAUCAUGUCUUAUGACAGGUAUCUUGCUAUCUGUCAUCCUCUGCAAUAUAACACACGUAUGACUUCUAACAGGGUUGCGUUCCUCACGGUGUUUGUGUGGGUGUACAGUGUUCUGGCGAGUGUGGUCAUGAUGUCUCUGAGCGUCCCUUUGCAGCUGUGUGGGAACAUCAUUAACAAAGUGUACUGUGAUAACUACUCCAUUGUUAAGCUGGCCUGCUCUGACACUACAGUCAUUAAUGUAUGUGGACUGGUUUACAUAUUCACCGUGAUAGUAGCUCUUAUAAUACUGAUCGUGUACUCGUACAUGAGGAUCCUCAGAGUGUGUUUCUCUGGCUGUAAGCAGAGCAGACAGAAAGCUGUCAGCACCUGCACCCCUCACCUCGCUUCCCUCAUCAACUUCUCCUUCGGGGCUUUCUUUGAGAUAGUGCAGGGCAGGUUUAAUAUGAGGAAAAUACCCAAUAUUGUGAGAAUUAUCUUAUCGUCGUACUGGCUCUCAUGCCAACCGCUCUUCAACCCUUUAUUGUACGGACUGAAUGUAACCAAAAUACGUGACAUUUGCAGGAGUCUUGCUUUUUGGUAA